CGACUGAUUAGAGUGGAAGGGCCAGCUCCGAGUUCGGAAUGAAAAUUUACAUCUAAUUUCUAGCAUGCUUGAUUGAUGACCCACAUCUAGGUCAAGGUCUAGUUUGAGGAUACUUGGUUUAAACUUCUUGAAAAAAAUGGACGACGAAGAGGAGAUAAACUUGGAAGAUACUUUUGAUAUCACGCACGAGCUUGAAAAUCCCAAUUCACCGUUUGCAAAUAGCGACAGGGAACGGGAAUGUAACGCUGAAGCACCGGGGAUCGGCCCCGACCUUCUUCUGGUGGAUGGGUACAAAUCGGAGACGGAGGAUGAGUCGCUCGGGAUGUCCUCUGACAUUUCUGAUCAAACAAGAACCGAAGAAAGCAGAACGUUUCUUCAGAGUAUUGGAGUCGGUGUUGUGUUUAUUCAGUGUUAUUUUGUGACCAUUGCCUGCAUCUUGGGGACUGGAAUUCUUGGAUUACCGGUGACAUUAUCUCAUUCUGGAUUCCUUCCAUUUCUGAUCUCCUUUCUGAUUGGAUUUGUUGUUCAGGCACUGCUUAUCUACUUUUUCAUUGAUGUUCUACAGAGAGCGCAUGCAUACAACAUUGAAAAACAUAAAUGUCUGAGUUUUGAAGAGCAGCAAGUCCCACUCACUAAUCUGACUGACGAUGAAGAAUCCAUCCAUGGUUCUUCAAAAGCAAGGCAUUCUCACCUUAGUAUAGCCAGGAAAGUGGCCAAACCAAACCUUCAUAUGAUGGGGACAUUGUUUCUUGGACGGGGCCUCAGCCAAGCAUUCGACAUCAUUCUCCUCUUACAGUUUGUUUCAAUCCUAAUCAGCUAUGCACUGGCUGGGAGUGAAGCCUAUGCACAACUCUUUCAUAUUGAAAAAUACCUCUAUAUCAUCCCAGCUUUUGUUUGGAUUCUGUCUGGGAGCAUAGUGUUUGCUCAACGGAUCAUCCAGCCUGUAGUCUCCCUAUUUACACUGGCCAAAGGUGGUCUGCUUGUCGCAACGGUUGUGGUAACAUUUGGUGUUGGCUCGGCAGUAGGCAAUACUAUAAGCAAUGACUUUCACUACAUGGGGUCGCCUUUCCUGAUGGGAACCGUAGCAUUAGGGGGUGUGUGCAAUGUGAUGCCAAUGAUGUACAGCAGAAUAGCAUACUCUAGAAAACAGAUUUCGUCAUUCUGGUGGACAGUGUUUGCUGGUCUUGCCACUUGUAUGAUCCUCAAUGUAUUGUGGUGCUGGGCUGUGUUAGACAUUGUGCCCCAACUCAGUAGCUGUACAACUCAUCUAACAGAAGAAGUCCUUGUUCAUGAUAACACAACCGAGGUCAACAUAUUCACAACGCCAUCUGUUGCACCGUGUGUUGAAGAUUUGUCGCUAGAAAGAUCUGCCAAGCAAGGAGAAAUAUCAACGGUUCCAUUAAUAGAAAUCUUAGAAGACGAUUACCCACAAUACACUUGGGUGGCUGUCCUGGUGGAGCUAUUUAUCAUGAUCAGUAUUACAGUAUCUUACCUUACAAUAGGAUCAGCUUUAUUACAUUCAUUUCUUGGUUGGCUAGAUGCUCACAUGGCGUGGGAUAAAGUUGAUAAAGGAAACACAGUCCCAGCAAAGGUUAAAUAUUGCCCUAAAAGGAUAUGCAGACCUUUGUUCAGUCUUCUUGUCUUUGGUUUAGUGUUUGCCGUUGCCAUGUUAGAUCCAAAGGGUUUUGUAACAAUGCUUGAUAAAAUAGCUUCUCUUCUCCUCAACCUGGAAGCGGGUCUUUUCAUCUUCCUCAUGAUAAGAAGGAGUAAUUCAGCAAAAUACAGGAGUCUGAUAAUACCUUACCCAGUCCAUCGCCUCAUUUAUCCAGCUCAUUACAUCAUCGCUCUCUACUUCCUGUUCGCUGUCGUCUAUGACAUCACAGUGACUGCCAUCGAAUGGUUUACAUGAAAUUCAUCAUUAAGAGUAACUAUUAAAUGUGAAGAGGUAUCUCAUUUAUUAUCACAGUGAUCGCCAUUGAAUUUUCACAUGAAUUUCAUCAUUUCACAAGUUUCAGAUGUGAACAUGUGUCUCAGUAUUAUUGUGACUACCAUCGAAUGGUUCAAAUGAAAUUCAUCACUUUCAAAUGAAAUCAGGUAUCAAUGGUUAUCACAGUGACUGCCAUUGGAUAGUUCAUUGGAAAUUCAUCAUUAAGAGUAACUUUCAGAUGUGAACAGGUGUCCCAUCAGUAAUUGCAGAGACUACUAUUGAAUUAUUUACUCGAAAUUUGUCAGUUAGUCACUUUCAGUUGUGAACAGGUGUUCCUUUGGUUAUUUCAGUGAUUACUAUUGAAUUGCUCACAUGAAUUUCAUCGUUAAGAGUAACUUUCAAUUGCAAACCGGUUUCAUUAGCUGUCCCAGUGACAGUUAUCACAGUUACUACCACUAAAACUUUGGGUAAGCUUUCAAAUUUGAACAGGUUUGUUAUCUGUACCACUUCAGUGAUGGAUAAUGAAUGGUUCUCAUCAAAUAUGCUGUAGGUAAACGUUCAAAUCUUGCAAUAAUUCCUGGAGAAUUGUAUUUUUUAUUUAUUUGAGCAUUUGAACAGGGUUCUCUUGUAUAACAUGCCUGGUGAUACUCACAUUGAAUCAAAGGUUAGUUUUCAGAUAUGAACUGGUGCAUGUUAAUAACAAACAAACCACUGCCAGUCUACAGGGUAAAACAUGUAUGUACAAAUAAUGACCGACCGUUUUUUUCUACUUAAAUCAUGUCAAAUUGUCAGGAUUCUACACUUACAUCAAACAUAGAUCAUGAUAUGAAUUUGAGGUUUUGGUCAAGUGGGCCAUUUAUGUGAUGCAAGUCUUUAACAGUACAUGGUUUGUUCAUAGUAACAGCGAUUAUAGAAUUACAGAUUUCCUAUGUAUUUCAUAUAUUUUUCUUAUAUACCCUGUACAAUUAAGCCUCUUUAGUAACCCUCUGACACAAAAGAGAAGUAGGUAAAAUAAGCAAGCUAUUAAUUUGAACCAAUAAAUAUCAUGAUUAAAAAUCUUAGACGGCUACUACACCUACAUUGCAUCAGGAAUUAAACAGUUUGGGAAUGACCCUUGAAAAGGGCAAGCGUUGUACAUGGUCGAGACAUCAGUACUUUUGGUAUUGAAAGUAUGAAAUGA
This is a messenger RNA of Lytechinus variegatus (green sea urchin), 3107 nucleotides long. RefSeq lists its product as uncharacterized. The transcript has 18 exons. NCBI's taxonomy places the organism in Eukaryota, Metazoa, Echinodermata, Echinoidea, Temnopleuroida, Toxopneustidae. The record is from RefSeq and is a predicted model, not a curated record. The coding region runs from base 137 to 1909 and encodes 590 amino acids.